Messenger RNA from Prunus mume (Japanese apricot), 2165 nucleotides. RefSeq lists its product as uncharacterized. The record is from RefSeq and is a predicted model, not a curated record. Lineage: Eukaryota; Viridiplantae; Streptophyta; Magnoliopsida; Rosales; Rosaceae. Gene Ontology annotation, molecular function: protein binding.
AUGCUGAAGAUGAUGAUGCGGAAUAUAGCUGCUGCUUCUUUUUAUUGCAACAGUCGGAGAUGGAGAGGUAUGCCUUGUCUUCACUCUAACUCUACUCUUGUUGUUUUGGACAACAAUUACUUUGCUUUCUUUCACUCUCAACCUUCGAAACAAAUCAAAUCUACAAGAACCCAACUAGACCAGCCAGGGAGAGACUCACCCAAAAUCACAAAUGUUGAGGAUGCUUUCAAUGUGUUUGAUAGAAUGCUCCAAAUGCGUCCUCGGCCUUCAGUUGUUCGUUUCAAUCAAAUAUUGGGUCAAGUUGCAAAAUUGAAACAUUACUCGGCCAUCAUCUCCUUGUAUAACCAAAUGGGUGUGUCGAGAAUUGGACAUGAUGUUUAUAACCUAACCAUUGUCAUUAAUUGUUAUUGUCAUUUGAACCAAAUGGGUUUUAGUUUAUCUGCCUGGGGAAAAAUCUUCAAAGUUGGUCUUGAACCAAAUGUCAUUACUUUCAACACUUUAAUCAGCGGCUAUCUUCUCGAGAAUAGAGCUGCGGAGGCGGCAGGAAUUUUCAACAAAAUGAUUGCAGGAGAUAAUUGUCAGCCUAAUGUGGUUACUUAUGGCACACUAGUAAAGGGCUUUUGCAUGAGGGGUAACAACCGUGCAGCUAUUCAAUUGCUUAGGAAGAUGGAGGAAGGGAUUUGCAAGCCUGACCUAGUUGUCUAUAACACAAUCAUCGACAGUCUUUGUAAGGAUACACUAGUUGAUGAUGCAUUAAACCUCUUCUCAGAAAUGAUGUGCAAGGCUAUUGCCCCAAAUGUCAUUACCUAUACAUCCUUGAUUAAUGGAGUUUGCAAAUUAGGAGAGUGGAAAGAAGCUACAAGGUUGUUGAAUGAAAUGGUGAGUAAAAAUAUCUUUCCAAAUGUGUUCAUGUUCAGCGUCUUGGUAGACACACUUUGUAAGGAGGGAAUGGUUGUAGAAGCAAAAGGCGUGGUUGUGAUGAUGAUUCAAAGAGAUAUUGAUCCUAAUGCAGUUACGUACACUUCACUCAUGGAUGGUUACUGUUUGCGAGGAGAAAUAGGCAAGGCACAAAAUGUUUUUGAACUAACGUUUAGCAAGGGCUCGAUGGUUAAUGUUGUUAGUUACAACACGUUGAUAAAUGGAUACUGUAAGCUUAAAAAAAUAGAUGAGGCCAUGAUGCAUUUUCUGGAUAUGUCUCAUAAGGGACUAGUUGCAAAUACCUUUACCUAUAACACUCUUUUGGAUGGUUUUGGCAAAGUAGGUCGAAUACAGGAUGCACAAAAGUUGUUCUCUGAGAUGCAAGCUUGUGGCCAACUUCCAAAUUUUCGAACUUAUUCUAUUUUACUGGAUGGCCUGUGUAAAAACCAACAACUUUCUAGGGCAAUGCAAUUGUUUGGAGAGAUAGAAGCAAAGAAGUUGGAUAUUAAUAUUGUGAUUUACAAUAUUCUUAUUGAAGGUUUGUGCAUAGCUGGAAAAAUUGAAUCUGCAAGGGAUCUCUUUUGUGGUUUAUCAUCAAAAGGACUUCGACCUGAUGUGAGGACAUACGAUAUAAUGAUUAAUGGACUCUGUAUUGCAGGCCUAACAAGUGAAGCAGAAAAGUUUCUUAUCCAAAUGGAGGAGAAAGGCUGUCCUCCUGAUGGUUGCACCUAUAACACAAUUAUCCGAGGGUUCAUCCAUAAUAAACAGACAUCAAUGGCGAUGGUACUUAUUCAAACAAUGGUAGAGAAGGGUUUUUCUGCAGAUGCAUCAACAACGGAGUUUAUAGUUAAUUUACUGUCGAAGGAUUGCCUUUGAUAAAAAAAUCACUGUGAAAUUAAUAUGCAUUUGUGGACAAUGAAAUUUGGAACUGCUGCACCUUCAACGAGAAUUAAUACCAGAAAUUAAGGAUGCAAGUGAGAAGGCAUGUUCACCUCCUGCCACACGCACAACCACUGUAAUUUUCCCUUUCUCUAUGAUGAUUUAUUUACUUUGUAUUCCUAUCACUUAGCAUCUUGCAGUAUAUAGAAGGCCAAAUAUAUAAAUUUUAGCUGUGCCUUCUCACGACUCUCCUAGCUUGAAAUGUUUCUACAGAUAAUUGUCUACUGUUUCGAGUAUCAGAAACCUUGACAAAACAUAGACCAUUAUAGGUUAAGUCAAUUGACAUUGACUUCAAAAUUAGUUAUCUA